GUGGCUAUAUUCUUCUCUGGUCUUAGUGCAGUUGAGUAGGCUAUUUAGAGCUUGCGGUAUUGACUGCUCGAGUGUGCUCUCUACCGCUCAGUGCGCGCUGUCCAUACAUCAAAAUACACUUCUAUACAAAUCUCUCUCUCUCUCUCCUAUGCUGACUUUUUGAUUUUUACAGUGCAGGAUACGGAGUCAUUCAUUUGGAAACACGUUCAUGUGAGAGAGGAGAGAGGCGCAUUUACCGGGAGAUGGGGGAAAAGUAUCAGGCAGCGCAUAGACAACACUGCAUUUGACUAAUGUGCGUGGAGAGCAACUUUGUUUAACGACACUGUAAAAGUUAAUUGAACAAUAACUGAAUAUGCAUCUAAAGCGCAUCUUCAGUCUCCUCCACCAGUUAUGUUUUCUUGGAGCAUUUGCCAUUGCAGAUCCACACCCCUUCCAGGAAUCCGAGUCCGAAAUUAUUUUCCCGGAGGUUUUUCCAGAUACAGGUCCACCGGCUCCUGAUAAACCAAAUAGCCGAGAGACUGACGCCAGCGCCGGAGCUCCCGAUAAACCAACUAGCCGAGAGACUGACGCCAGCGCCGGGAGCAGCUCUCGGGAGGUUCGUUCCAUUUCAAACUGGGAAGAGUACGAAUCUCCAGAGCUAUACCAUUGGGAACCUCAAGGACCGCAAACGGCUGCUUCCACAGGGCUGAGACUCAGAAUUCCUGCUUUUGGCAGGGACCUGCACCUCAUCCUGAAGAGAGACACUCGAUUUCUGUCCCAGAAAUUCAUGGUGGAGAGGAGACAGAAAGCACAAAAGGCAUCUCGGAGCAGUAUGCCAGUUUCGUCCGCUGCCAACACAGAAGAGAGAGGAUGCUAUUACAGCGGAACUGUUGUCAAUGACGCAGGAUCCAUUGCCUCAUUCAGCACCUGCGCAGGACUGAUGGGCUUCAUUCAACUCAAUGGAGACUUCCUCUACAUCGAGCCUGUCAAUAAAACGCUGUCCGUCACGGGACAGGCCCACCGCGUGUACAGGAGGAAGCGCUCCACCACCGAGGAGAGACAGACAGACAAGCAGACGACAGACAAACAGACAAGCAGCAACUAUUGUGGAGUCAUUCCAGAAAGACAGAAGAGUAAGAACAGGAAACCGUCUGAGGGAGGCAGAGGGAAGCGGUAUUUGUAUAAACUACUCCAGGAGUACAACGUGGAGACUGUGGUGGUGGCCGACCCAGCUAUGGUCAGCUACCACGGCUCAGAGGCAGCCAAACGAUUCAUCCUCACCAUCAUGAAUAUGGUUUUCAACUUGUUUCAACACAAGAGCCUGGGAAUACAGAUUAAUAUCAGAUUGACUAAACUUGUGCUGCUUCACGAAACACCAUCAGACAUGUACAUUGGUCACCAUGGUGAGAAGAUGCUGGAGAGUUUCUGUCGUUGGCAGCAGGAGGAGUAUGGGAAGAAGAGUGUGAUGUCAGACUUCAGCACUCGGUGGAGGGAGGACCUACCCUCUGUGGACACGGCCAUUCUAAUCACACGGAAGGAUUUCUGCGUGCAUAAAGAUGAACCCUGUGACACUGUAGGCAUUGCCUACCUGAGCGGCAUGUGCAGCGAGAGAAGGAAAUGCAUCCUAGCUGAGGACAACGGCCUCAACCUGGCCUUUACCAUCGCUCACGAAAUGGGCCACAACAUGGGUGUGAGUCACGACAACGACCACCAGUCGUGUGCGGACGGUCUCCACAUCAUGUCGGGAGAAUGGGUCAAAGGUCAGAACCUGGGCGAUGUUUCCUGGUCUGGCUGUAGCCGUGACGACGUGGAGAAGUUCCUCCGGUCCAAGGCCAGUAGUUGUCUCCUCCAGACCGACCCGCUGAGCUUGAACUCAGUGAUCCUGCCAUUCAAACACCCAGGGAUGACUUACACGGCAGAUGAACAGUGUCAGAUCCUCUUCGGAACCACCGCCUCCCACUGUCAAAACAUGCAGUAUGUGAUGUGUUCAGGGCUGUGGUGCCGGGUGGAUGGAGAGAAGGACUGUAAAACCAAACUGGACCCACCCAUGGAUGGCACAGAGUGUGACCCAGGAAAGUGGUGUCGUGCUGGGGAGUGUGUGAGCAGAGCGGUGCCAGUGGAGCAAGCCAUGGGAGAGUGGAGCACCUGGGGGUCCUGGGGAACCUGCAGUCCAACCUGCAGCACUGGCAUCAGUGGACGCCAGCGCAAGUGUGAGAGUCCCAGUGGGAAAAGCCGGGACUGUGUCGGCUCCAGGAUGCAGUACAGGCUGUGUGAGAACCUACCCUGCCCUGCUGGGAGCCCCAGCUUCAGAGACCAACAAUGCCAGACCUUCAAUCGCCCCUCCCUACACUGGCACUCCGUCAUGGAUGAUGAGAGGCCCUGUACACUGUUCUGUUCCUCCACAGGGAAAGAACAACCCCGCCUCCUGGCUGAGAAGGUGCUGGAUGGAACCUCCUGCGGCUCUCAGGAGUCUGGCCUCUGUGCCAACGGGACAUGUCAGAAAGUGGGCUGUGACAGGAUCCUGAGUUCGAUGGCAAGAGAGGACCACUGUGGGGUGUGUAAUGGCAACGGCAAGUCUUGUAAAGUCAUCAAGGGGGACUUCAACCACACCAAAGGAGCAGGCUAUGUGGAAGCUGUGAUCAUCCCCAAAGGGGCCAGGAGAAUCAGAGUGAUGGAAGAAAAGCCUUCACAGAGUUAUUUGGCACUCAAAGACACAAACAAACAUUCCAUCAACAGCGACUGGAAGAUAGACCGCCCAGGAGCCUUCAACAUGGCGGGCACCACCGUUCACUACGUCCGGAGAGGACUGUGGGAGAAAAUGUCAGCCAGAGGUCCCACUACCUCCCCGCUGCAUCUCAUGGUGCUGCUGUUCAAUGAGCAGAACCAUGGCAUCCAUUACGAGUACACCAUCCCCACAGAGGCUAACAUGGAACCCCAGGGAGGGUUAGGACCGGGGGCCAUGCCCAGCGAACCCCUCUUCAUGUGGACCCACUCUGGCUGGGAGGACUGCCAUGCCGUGUGUGGAGGAGGAGAAAGAAAGACAAUCGUCACCUGCACUAACAUUGUCAACAAAACUACAAGCGUGGUGGACAACCGAAGAUGUCGUCACCUGACCAAACCUGAGCCUCAAGUCCGCAAGUGCAAUGAGCAGCCCUGCCAGACAAGGUGGAUGAUGACUGAGUGGACGUCUUGCUCUCGUACCUGUGGUAGAGGCUCUCAGAGCAGACAGGUAGCCUGCACCUUACAGCUAGCCAACGGCACCCUGGUCAAAGCCAAGGACCGCGACUGUGCCGGCCCCAAGCCGGCCCCCAACCAGCGCUGCGAGGGCCAGGACUGUCUCACCGUGUGGGAGGCUGGCGUGUGGUCUGAGUGCUCGGUGAAGUGUGGGCGGGGGGCGCGCCAUCGGCUGGUGAAGUGCACCAACCCACGGAAGAAGUGUGACUUGUCGACCCUGCCUCGUGAGACGGAGGACUGUGAGGACUACUCCAAGUGUUACAUCUGGAGGACAGGAGACUGGGCCAAGUGCUCGGUCACCUGUGGCAAAAGCAUGCAGUCCCGGGUUAUCCAGUGCAUGCACAAGAUCACCGGGCGCCACGGCAACGAGUGCUUCUCGUCGGAGAAGCCGGCGGCGUACCGGCCAUGUCAGCAGCAGGCGUGCAACGAGAGGAUCAACGUCAACACCAUCACCUCGCCACGCCUGGCUGCCCUGACGUUCAAGUGUUUACGGGACCAGUGGCCGGUUUACUGCAAAGUCAUCCGCGAGAAGAACCUCUGCCAAGACAUGCGCUGGUAUCAACGCUGCUGUGAAACUUGCCGGGACUUUUACGCACAGAAGAUGCAGCAGAGGAGUUGACCCUCCCCUCACCCCCUCGCCCCCUCCUUCCAGGGGCGAACUUAGGUGUCAUAUCCUAUUUAUGUAUAUCAAGUGCACUUAUUCCAACACGUGGGAUGGACAGAACACACCUGUUUCAACCUAAACCAGCUAUAGAUUAUAAGCACUGUAAAUGUGUGAUUAGUUCGUUGUGUUAUUGGUAUUGAGUCCAUACCAUGUCAUGUUAUUGGUAUUGAGUCCAUACUAUGUCAAGUUAUUGGUAUUGUGUCGAUACUAUGCUCAUGUUAUUGGUAUUGAGUCGAUACUAUGGUAAUCUUAUUGGUAUUGAGUCGAUACUAUGUCAUGUUAUUGGUAUUGAGUCGAUACUAUGGUAAUCUUAUUGGUUUUGAGUCGAUACUAUGGUCAUCUUAUUGGUAUUGAGUUGAUACUAUGUCAUGUUAUUGGUAUUGAGUCGAUACUAUGGUCAUGUUAUUGAGGUUGAAUCGAUACUAUGUCAUGUUAUUGGUAUUGAGUCGAUAUUAUGCUCAAGUUAUUGGUAUGUAGUCGAUACUAUGCUCAUGUUACUGGUAUUGAGUCCAUGCUAUUGCCAUCUUUUUGGUAUUGAGUCCAUACUAUGGUAAUGUUAUUGGUAUUGAGUCGAUAUUAUGCUCAUGUUACUGGUAUUGAGUCCAUGCUAUUGCCAUCUUUUUGGUAUUGAGUCGAAACUAUAGUCAUGUUAUUGAGAUGGAAGCAAUACUAUGUCAUGUUAUUGGUAUUGAGUCCAUAUUAUGUCAUGUUAUUGGUAUUGAGUCGAUACUAUGGUCAUGUUAUUGAGGUUGAAUCGAUAAUAUGUCAUGUUAUUGGUUUUGAGUCGAUACUAUGGUCAUGUUAUUGGUAUUGAGUCGAUACUAUGUCAUGUUAUUGGUAUUGAGUCGGUCUAAGCACAUCUCUUUUGAGGGUGUAAUUGUUGACCAGCCUUCACCUGGGAUCCGUUGAGCUGAUAUACUGUAGAUCUACAUAAGGAUCCAACUCUUUGGUGUUUUUGGAGAAGUUUUUGUUUUUAAUAAUGUUAAUUCAUGCUAAUAUUUUGUAAAUGUCUUACCAUUUCCCAUACUGUAUUUUUUCUGAUUUAUCUUCAUUAAUAUCACAUUGAAAGUCCAUCAAGGUAUACCACUUGUAGUUUCCAUUAAUUUAGUUAACCCCGUAUAAUGUAACCAAUGCAAUAGUGCCAAAAGUGCAAACUACAAACUUCAUUAGGCGUACCAUCGGACCUAGGUCUACUGGUUUCCUAUCAGUUUCUUCCAACAAAAAAAACAGAAUGUCCCGCACACUGUUUAUGCUCCCAGGUACCACGGUUUAUCGGACAACAUUUCCAUCUGUAAGGAUCUUCAUCAGGUCAAAACAACCAGACAAAACGGCCUGACGAAGAUCCUUGUGGAUGGAACCGUUGUCUGAUAAAAGGUGCUAUUUGGGAGCAUAAUCAGUGUUUUGGACUUUCUGGUUUUUUUCUUCUCAAGUUGACUUCUUUAGCCCAGCACAAACAUUUCUAUCUAUUUCAGCAUUGGUGAACUUCAUGCUAUCUGCUUGGUAUAGCCACUGCUGAGACUUUGGCUUCCAGCCGUGAGUAAUUACAAUGACAUUCUUGUCUUUCGUCAAGUUUAGCAAAAAUGUGUUUAGAGACACAAAUGGUACUGUAGUGUUUAAUCUAUCUCAAACAGAAUUCACAAUACUGUCCAUUUAGAAGCAAUACUGAAAACAUUACAGCUGCAAAGACUCUUAUGUUUGAUUGAUAUGAUGUUUUAGGGUUUAGGACUUUCAGCUCUUCAUUUGCUUUGUACAUGUUUGGCUUAAUGUCGAACACUGUAAGCAACAAUGUGGCUUUGGAAGGAUUUGGAUAAUUGAUGAUACUUCUAUUAACGACAGCAAAUAUAUUCUUAUUAUUAACGUGCUGUUUAUGUGGUGCUAAUUAGUGUACUUGAGUGAACUUUUGGGGAUCUAGGCUUAAACAUAAAGUGUUGCCAAAUAGCCGAGGCUUGCUUAAAGUUGGAGAAAAUACCUUAUUGUAACAUUUACUGAAUUAAUCUGUCUAUGCAUAUGUUAACAAUAGUGCUGGCCUUAGGAUCUGUUGGGACUGAAACAAUUGUGUGGAAAGCUUGAGGACCCAAAUCUUUUCCGUCAAAUCUAACAUUGACAUCAGGGGUGUGUUCAGUACGUCACAUAGCGGUCUUCAACGUUUAAUUCAACGGAAAUGGUACUGUACUGAACGACUAGUUGAAGAACGGUGUAUGGUGUGUGUGCUGCCUAAACCAGAUCUUUACCAUGAUAAGGCCAGACCUUGCUCGACAUUGCGGUGUCAGGUUUGUCCUGCGUCCCACAGUCUUGUGAGAUUGUAUGGUGUGUGUGGUGUGCUGCACGAGUUUUGCGAUUUAAAAUGGUCACACACAUAUUUUGAUUGGCCCACACCAAUAUUGAUCAGUUCACACCCAUAUUGACCAGGCCACACCCAUAUUGAUCAGGCCACACCCAUAUUGAUCAGGCCACACCCAUAUUGAUCAGGCCACACCCAUAUUGAUCAGGCCACACCCAUUUUGAUCGGGCCACACCCAUAUCGAUCAGGCCACACCCAUAUUGAUCAGGCCACACCCAUAUUGAUCAGGUCACACCCAUAUUGAUCAGCCCACACCCACCAAACAGGAGCAAACAUACCUCAAAGGCUGUUACGGGAACGCUGUGCAUCCCUUGGGGGGAAAUGUAGUUCAGUAGCAAACGUUGAAUGGAACUGAAUGCAUCCUAGUUUCGCGCACGGAUCACUCCAAGUUAGGAUUUGGAUCUAAGUGCCUUCAGGAGGGGUUUCUAAAGGGAAAUUAUCCUCCACAUGAUCUGUAUCGAUAUUUCAAAAUGUGUUUCAAAAUCACUAAAGGGACAUAUUUAGUCAUAUAGUAAACUAUCAUCCAUAUUUCUGUCAAAUAGUUAGUACAGUAUGGCCGACCUUGGUUGUGUACACCAGGAUGAGCCCACGGCUGUCUUGUAUGUUAAAGUCAAUGUUAGAACGACAACAUCUGAACAGCAAGCUGCUUCACUAGAACAAUCUGCUGUACAUCCUAUUCACACAACGAUGACCGUUUCUAGUGUAUCACUCCACGGCCCUCUACUUGAAUAGAGAUAAUGUAGAACUAAGAAACACUGACACUGUACAUGUUUACACUGAAGUACUGCUGCACUGGUAUGGGUUGGCUCCGGGGUGAAGUAUCCCCUAGGUACUGUUCCUAGGACCCUAGAUCAGCAUCUAGGGGCAACUUCACCCUACUCUGGUUCCCAUGAGCCCUCAGUCUAGGCGUCACAUGGGUGCAAAAAAAUACUGCUUGGUUUACACCUUCUGUCAUUGGCUGAAAACAAGUUGAGUGUCGUUGAAUUGAAUUAAAAUGGACAUUUUAUAGCACUGUUAAGGCCAUGUCGUUUUUGAAUGGCUUCCUACAUACCUGUGUGUCGCGUUGUCUCGUAAUGUCUUGCGGUUGUGUAGGAGAAAAAACUGCCUGCAUAUCAUGUUCCUGAGAAAAUAAUAAAAUAGAUUCUCCAUUA
Oncorhynchus kisutch (coho salmon) is the source of this 7369-nucleotide messenger RNA. RefSeq names its product A disintegrin and metalloproteinase with thrombospondin motifs 19. Gene Ontology annotation, biological process: proteolysis; extracellular matrix organization. Lineage: Eukaryota; Metazoa; Chordata; Actinopteri; Salmoniformes; Salmonidae. The coding region runs from base 353 to 3832 and encodes 1159 amino acids. Gene Ontology annotation, cellular component: extracellular matrix. Gene Ontology annotation, molecular function: metalloendopeptidase activity. The transcript has 23 exons. The record is from RefSeq and is a predicted model, not a curated record.